Molecule: messenger RNA, 479 nt
Organism: Eurytemora carolleeae
Lineage: Eukaryota; Metazoa; Arthropoda; Copepoda; Calanoida; Temoridae
Exons: 5
Coding region: 117-479 (120 amino acids)
Source: RefSeq, a predicted model, not a curated record
UCAAAACUGUGAAAAAUGUUUGAAUUUUUUUUUUACAGUGUAAUACUGAUGUCCUAACUAUUAGCAGUGCUGGGGGCCCAGUACCAAGACUGUGCGGUACAAAUAGUGGAUACCAUAUGUACGUUGAAUACCACGGUGGAUCCUGUAUUGAUGUUGCAAUAACUCAGGGAUCAGCAACAUAUUCGCGAGGAUGGGAUAUAACAAUGACUCAAAUAGUUUGUCCCAGCACCCAUGCUCCUCCUACAGGGUGUACACAGUAUUUUACCGGAACAUCUGGAACUAUUGAAAGCUUUAACUUUGCUCUGAAAACACAUCUUUCUAAUCUGAAUUACAAGAUCUGUGUACGACGAGAGAGGUUGUACUGUACAAUAACCUGGACUGCUCCAACCUUCAGCUGGUCUGGGAAGACAGGAGUUCUUUCUCCCGCUCUGCUUGUGGGAGAUGCAGUGAGUCAAAGAUUAGUUAACAAUAACAGAUAG